UGUCAAGCAGAAGCAGUUGCAACUUGCAGUACGUUUAGUUGCAGUAAUAUUUCGCUGUUGUCAACAAAGAAGUUAAUGAUUUAGCUUUUUAUCAUUGUAAUUUUGUAUUGUAGUUGAAACAAAUUGCUGUACUUGUUAGUGUUUCAAGACUAUAACAAUUUACUUGAAAUUUUGCUAUAAAAUACACCUUUCAAGAAAUGAUUUUACGUUUAGUUUAACAUAAAAUAAACUCAAGAGAGGUUUCUAAAUAUUUGGUAAGGUUUAAUAAGGUAUUCAGAGCCUGAACUGUUAGAAAAUGGGAUAUUGUCUUCAAGACAUUGUCUCAUGGUACCAAAAGAAAAUUGGAACGUAUGACAAACAACCUUGGGAAAGAACUGUUGAACAACACAUACUGAGUGGCUUUACGCCAGUUCCAAAGAAGACUGCUAAAUUGAAAACUGAACUUAUAGACAUAGAUUUGAUAAGAGGCUCUUCGUUCACUAAGGCGAAACCGAAACAUGGGUUUCUGACUGUAAUCAGACUGGCUGUGCUGAGGUUGUUGUUCCUGCCACUUCAGUCAGCAUGGUGGGCUCAGCAGACCUCCUACAUUGUGUUUGGUGCCUUGCUGCUGCUCUACAUACUGCAGAUCGUCAACAUGAUCUUGUACUUCUACUUUUCUCCUCACCAAACCGAUGGUGAUGAAAUAGAGCAGCUGAGUGUAAGUGAAGUAUUAGUUCCUCUGGCAAUGAUGUUUGGGCUGAGUCUACUCCACUCCCAGAUCGUCUCUCCAUACUCCUGCGUGAACCAGUGUACCUCGAGCAGGAAAACUAGGAGGGCCAAGCGAAGUAAACGUCGUCCAGCUCCAAGCACAAGAUAUCGCUCUAAUAUAGGUUCCGACUCAAAGUCAUCCCCAGACACAGGAUCUGAACUGACAGCUAAUCAAGGCAGUAAAUGUAGAAAAAGGGUCAGGCUUCGAAACGUGUCUCCGGAAGACUCACUGUUUAACCACGCAAGGAAGGCUCCAACGAUGACGGUGGAAGUGAAGGAGCCAUACUGUGAAGAGUUGAGAUUCAUAUGCACUCCACCACCUGUCAGUGAUAGAGAGUCAGCGUCAGGGGAGGUGUCGUCAAGUCGGCCGUCGCAGGUAGAUGACGGGUUCGAGAGUCUCAACGGUAACGGGUCCAGUGACAACAACGAGGAGGAAGGCAACAAGUCUCACGGUAGUGACGGGGAUACCGGCCGAGCUGCAGCACCAGCGCCUGCGGGAGAUCCUGGGGAAACACAGGGGGAAGGUGUGUUGCAUGGUAGUCACAUCCCCACUUCCUCCCCCUUCAGUAGUGACCCAAACACGUCAGGUGGUAUAGGUGAGGCAGAUGAGACGGACCAAAAAGACACCGAUUCUGAGCCUUCCAGACCUCGGACUUCCGUAUGUUCUCAGAAGCUGCUAAACAGACGUCGAGGGUCUCUGCAAGCUCUCAACAUGAAGCUGGCCGAGAGCUCGUACUGUACCAGUGGCAAGAGUGACGGUGAGACUGUCUCAAAUCCAUCAACCACAAUACUUGAUCGUUUGUUGUUACAGAAGCUGCUAAACAGGCGUCGAGGGUCUCUGCAAGCUCUCAACAUGAAGCUGGCCGAGAGCUCGUACUGUACCAGUGGCAAGAGUGACGGUGAGAUUGUCUCAAAUCCAUCAACCACAAUACUUGAUCCUCUCAACAUGAAGCUGGCCGAGAGCUCGUACUGUACCAGUGGCGAGAGUGACGGUGAGACUAAGCUGCUAAACAGACGUCGAGGGUCUCUGCAAGCUCUCAACAUGAAGCUGGCCGAGAGCUCGUACUGUACCAGUGGCGAGAGUGACGGUGAGACUGUUCCGGACCUGACUACCAGCGCAGCCGAGUGGAUUGGCAUCACAACCAACAGCGAGGAAUGCAGUUACAGCUCUGACAUGGAUCAGGUCCAAACAACCAACAAUUCAGAGCUCACUGAUCAUCAUCCAUUUGCCUGGGAAUUCCAGAUUUCACCUGCUGCUAUACUGAGUCCAAGUUGUGCAUCUUCAGACAAAGUGAGCUGCACCAUGUGGGACAAGCGUGAAGUGAAGAAAGCAGAGCUCUCAGUUCUGGACAUCAGUUCUGCCAUCAUAGCACGAGUGGAAGGAAUGCCUGAGAAUCUCGAUUAUUUCUAUGGAGGCCUGUUCGCUGCAGUGUUAUUGGCUGCAGUCCCAAGUCUCUGCCGUCUGAGCACAUCCCUCGGUGAUGUCACAGUGGGAGGGACACCCCUCAAUGUUUCGUCACUGUUCUCUGUUCAGUCUCUCUCCGACUCUUUAGAUGCCAUCAUCGUGUCUGCCUUUGGGGCAUCUCAGUGGGAGAGAACUAUCAUAUUGAUAGGCAUGCUGGAGAGAUGUAUUCUAGGAGCCCUUUUCUUCUUUCUUCUGGCCGUUGCAGAGCGAACCUUCAAACAGCGCUUUCUCUAUGCAAAGUUUUUUUCCCAUCUCACAUCUUUUCGGAGAGCUCGCAAAUCUGAGCUUCCACAUUUUAGGCUAAACAAAGUGAGGAACAUUAAAACUUGGCUUUCAGUCCGGUCUUAUCUCAAGAAACGGGGGCCUCAGCGCUCAGUUGACAUCGUCGUCUCUGCUGCUUUUAUCAUCACUCUCUUGCUGCUAUCUUUCCUCAGUGUUGAGCUGCUUAAGGAUUCAGUUCACCUACGCUCUACCUACAACGUUGAAGCGCUUGCGUGGACUCUAGUCUUGGGUGUAUUCCUGUUACGCUUUAUGACUCUAGGAACUAAGAUUAACCGAAAGUAUCGCAAUCUCUCCGUUCUUAUAACAGAACAGAUUAACUUGUACCUGCAGAUAGAACAGAAACCCAAUAAGAAGGAGGAAUUGAUGGUGGCCAACAGUGUCCUCAAGUUGGCUGCAGAUCUACUUAAGGAGCUGGAGAGUCCAUUCAAGAUAUCUGGACUGUCAGCCAACCCCUACCUGUACACCAUCACCAAGGUGGUCAUACUCUCUGCUCUCUCGGGCGUGCUCUCAGAGAUGCUUGGGUUCAAACUUAAACUUCACAAAAUCAAAAUCAAGUAAUCACAUGUUUAAAUCGAAUGUUUUUAUUCGUUUGACAACUAUAAAUCAACAAUAACUCGUAACGUAGCCCAGUCUUUCGUAGUUAGUAACUUAAUUUUGCCAUCUGAUUUUUAGAUAAGUUUUGUUAUCGAUGUUAUAAGAUAGUUUAGAAAAUAAUAGCGAUCCACCAAUCCAAAUAGUGAAAUUGUUUGCGUUUUGUAUAAUUGAGGUUAUGUUAACUUUUAUGUGGUGCAGUGUUAUCGGGAUGAUUGAUGAAUCUAGGAUACAAUGAGUUCGCUAGUUUGAAAUCGAGUGCAUUAGUUAUUCACCAUGAAUAUGAAUAAUCUAUAAUUAUUGUGAUAUGGGUAGAUUAGGAUAGUAAUAGUAGCUAAUACCCAAGUAUAUCAUAAUGACAAGCUAUGUUCGACAUUGAUUCUUAUUUUUUAUUCCUAUCGACAGCUCAAUUUUUUAUGUUACUAGUAAAAGAUGUUUUAUGUUAGUGUUGGUAAGUUCAUUUUGUAGUACUAUAGAAUGAUCACAGUUUUGACAUAUUUGUAUUGUUUUUAGUGUUUUUCAAUUUAUUAUGUUACUAGUAAAAGAGAUGUCUUAUUUUAAUGUUAUUAAAUGUUUGUAGUAUCUAUUUCAUUAUAAUACCUUUGACACAUUUAUAUUUGUUUGAAAUUAUUCUGUGUCAUUUUUACGUACUUUGGUAUAAUUUUUAUGAGUGCUAAUAUGAUUGUUGUGAUUUUUUCCUAUUUACAAUAAUAUGUGGUGCAUUAUUUAAUUUUUAUUUAGCUGGUGCCUAGUUUGUAUUUUUUAUAGUAUAUUAUAAGCUAAAAAUCUAGUUUUGUUCAGUUAUUACUGUUGGGAAAUAGUCAUGCAUUUUAUAACAGUACAGUAAAAAUAUACAGUCAAUUUUUCGAUUAAUUGAGAUAACAAAAUGGAGGCCAUCUGCAGAUAGUGAAAAUGAUAGUUAACACGACUACUGCAGACACACCUUACAACUAUCCUGACAGUACAUGACUAGUGUCGCAGUGAAGAUGUUAACAACACAUACUGUAGCUAGGAAUUAUCAUAUUUUAACACAUUGACUGCGACGGACGCAGCAUACAACUAUCCUGACAGUACAUGACUAGUGUCACAGUGAAGAUGUUAACAACACAUACUGUAGCUAGGAAUUAUCAUAUUUUAACACAUUGACUGCAACGGACGCAGCAUACAACUAUCCUGACA
Homalodisca vitripennis (glassy-winged sharpshooter) is the source of this 4264-nucleotide messenger RNA. RefSeq names its product protein phtf (gene phtf). Gene Ontology annotation, cellular component: endoplasmic reticulum. NCBI's taxonomy places the organism in Eukaryota, Metazoa, Arthropoda, Insecta, Hemiptera, Cicadellidae. The record is from RefSeq and is a predicted model, not a curated record.